CCACUGUCUUCCGGCAAGCUACAGGAAACAAACACUGCGGCUGCACCGAGGAAUCCCUUACUCGGAGCCGGGAACCCAGAGCGGCGAAGCGCAGCUUGAACUCCCCAGCACCUGCCCCCUCACUGCCCGGCGGUCACCGCUGAGCCGAACCGAGCCGAGACUAGCGGAGCUGCCAGGGAAGGAAGUGGGCGGACCAUGGCCGAGACCGGUCCUUCUCAGGCCCCAGAGUGGAAGGCGGACGCCCCCUUCCAGGCCUCGAAGCACUCCCCGUGGCCCCUGGCGACGGCGAUGAAAGCGAUGGAGAAGACCCUCAAUAGUCAAGCCAGCCGUCUGAAGUCCCUGGAAGGGCGGGCAGGAGCCGUGGAGAAGAAGCUGAGCGACUGUGAGAAAUCGGCCGCGGAGUUCGGGAACCGGCUGGACAGCAAGCGGGCCGCGCUGGAGUCGGUGGUCCAAGAGUAUGGGCAGCUCCAGAGAAGGCUGGAGAACAUGGAGAACCUGCUGCGGAACCGCAACUUCUGGAUCCUGCGCCUGCCGCCCGGCCGCCGAGGGGAAGUCCCCCAGAUUAGUGAUCCAAGAAUCAAAGGAUAGGAAGAUCCAAGUAAACUUUGGAUGGAAACCGCCAUCUGCAUCGAGAGAGAAGUAUGAAGGCUGAAUGUAAAUCAACACGCGCUAUGUUCACUUUUUUCUUUUUUUUUUCUUUUGUGGUUUUUCCCUUUUAUUCUGAUUUCUCUCUCCCAACAUGAUUCAUGAAGAAAUGUUUUUGUUUUUAAAUGAAUGUACAUGUAUAACCAAAAAAAAAAAAAAAAAAGAAAUAAAGCAAUAACUUUUUUUAAAGGAUAGAAA
Antechinus flavipes (yellow-footed antechinus) is the source of this 843-nucleotide messenger RNA. Its product is annotated as protein ZNF767-like. Lineage: Eukaryota; Metazoa; Chordata; Mammalia; Dasyuromorphia; Dasyuridae. The record is from RefSeq and is a predicted model, not a curated record. The transcript has 3 exons. Bases 196 to 588 code for a protein of 130 amino acids.